Messenger RNA from Monomorium pharaonis (pharaoh ant), 1435 nucleotides. Its product is annotated as putative OPA3-like protein CG13603. Gene Ontology annotation, cellular component: mitochondrion. The coding region runs from base 271 to 915 and encodes 214 amino acids. The record is from RefSeq and is a predicted model, not a curated record. Gene Ontology annotation, biological process: regulation of lipid metabolic process. NCBI's taxonomy places the organism in Eukaryota, Metazoa, Arthropoda, Insecta, Hymenoptera, Formicidae. The transcript is spliced from 3 exons.
GCCGAAGGCCGCAUCUGGCCGGAUCAUCACUUCAUCAGCAACCCCAAGAGGAGCUAUUUGUGAAGAUGAUGGAGUUCGCGUUUGAUCUGGCAGAUCUCUGUUGACGGAGAAAAAUAUGCUUUGCAGCGAUUAACCUGACGACACGUGGAGUUUCUGUCAUGAAAUAGAUCGUCUCGUGAUAGCUAUAUUCUGUAAUAAAUAUUCAAAGGUUAAAACUUUUAGAACACUAAGAAAGCAGAUGAGAAGCUGCUGUGAUAGUAAUUGGAAAAGAUGCCGGUCGGUGUAUUUCCAGCCCUUAAAUUGGGCGUGCUGUUUGUCAAGCAGAUCAGUAAACCCCUAGCAAAAUUUCUGGUCAGUCAAGCCAAGAAUCAUCCUAUUUUCAGAACUUAUAUCAUCAUACCGCCAGCUCAAUUUUAUCAUUGGGCAGAAGUAAAAGCAAAGAUGUAUGUUAUGAACCUUGGUAAGCCUACAAAAGUUGCCAAGUUGAAUGAAACUAUGGCGAUUGAACUGGGUGCCAAUCUUAUUGGUGAGCUGAUAAUCUUUAGUGUAGCUGGAGCAUGCGUGAUAUUGGAGUAUAACAGGCAAGUCUUGAAAGAGGCAAAGAAAGAGGAAGUCCGUCAGAUGCAAAUACAGAAGUUCACAGACGACAUUCAAUCGUUAUAUAACACCACAUUGCAACAGGAAGCCCAAAUUUAUUAUCUGCAAAGCGCUGUCAAUGAAUUAGCAAGACAUGCGAAACAUAAAUUACCCGAGUUGCCAGUUUCAUUGCAAAUAAGUAAUAGCAGUAAUAACUCUGAACACAAUAGAAACAAAAAUUCAGCGGAAGCAAACACGGAAAGUGAGAGCACACCGUUGAUAGAGCGUGCUAUAGUGUAUUAUAACAAGGAAUUGAAAAGAGAUAAGUCGCUUAGCUAAAGAUUUAUACCUCUUUUUGAAACUUAAUGGCAGGAUUGGGAAUAUUAUUUUAUUAAUGUUGUAUCACAAAAAUGAUAAUACAUUAUCAUUAUCACAUAUAUUGUACAUUUAUAAAGUAACAACAAAAGUAAUGAUAAAAAUUCGUUAUCGUUACAGAUAGGAAAAAGUAACGAUUGUUAUUUUAAAAAAAGAGUAAUGGCAUUAUAAGUAACAUUUUACUUCCUGAUCCUGUAUAAUACAUAUGUAUUUGGAAAUAUAUAGAUGGCAAUUGGUAUUAGUAUUAAAAUGAGAUACAUUCAUAAUACUGAUAUGUACAUAACAAAAUUUAAUUCUGCAUACAGUAUAUUGCAAUCUGUUUUUGGAUUGUGAUUAAUUUAUGUCAGUUUUGAACAAAGAUUUAAAUAUUCUUCUGUAAAGAAUACUUAUCUGCCCUGUAUACUUAUAUAUGUAUCUACAUAACUUUAAAAUAAAUGUAGAUAAGUGUGAUUUAAUAAAAUUUACACAGAAAAAUUUAUAAUAA